UAUGAACUUAAAAAUCAUAAAAGAAAAUAUUAUUUACACUUGUGAAUAAUAAAAGAUGAGUAAUCCCACUGUGGAACAAGUGGAUACACUCCUAACAUUCCUACCAGAGCACCAGGAGUUAGCUCGUGGCCACUAUAGAAAUGCAGAAGGGCGAACAAGAUCCACCCAAUUAUGGGUUCGUCUCACAGACGAACUCAAUGCAUUGGGUGGAUGCACUAAAACUAUAAAGCAGUGGCAGAAGGUAUGGGCUGACAAAAAAUAUCUAACUAAAAAAGCUGCUGCUGCUGCUCGAAGGUCUGCCACAGCCACUGGAGGAGGGCCAUCAUCUGCUGAGCCUUUAAACCCAAUACAGAGCAGAAUAUUGAGUAUUAUGGGAGAGGGCUUUGGAGAACCUCAGUCGGAUGCACGUGUUCCUGCAUUUCCAGAGGUGCCCAGCUCAGCAGAUGAAACUCCAUUAGAGAUUCAAAAUAUAGAGCAGCAGCAGCAGCAAAAUCCUCAGCAAAUGAUGCAACAUCACGGGUUCAUAUUUUCUAAUGCAUAAAUAUAAUUAAGACAAGUUGCCUUAGUUAUAUUUGUACAUUUUCAAAACAUU
Achroia grisella is the source of this 592-nucleotide messenger RNA. RefSeq lists its product as uncharacterized. The coding region runs from base 56 to 541 and encodes 161 amino acids. The record is from RefSeq and is a predicted model, not a curated record. Gene Ontology annotation, cellular component: nucleus. NCBI's taxonomy places the organism in Eukaryota, Metazoa, Arthropoda, Insecta, Lepidoptera, Pyralidae. The transcript is spliced from 4 exons.